AUGGCACGUUGGGUGCUCGUUGUUGUGUGCAUCGAGCUCGUGCUUCGCUCAGCUUUUGGCAAAUCGAGCUCUGCAAAAGCCCUCUGCAGAGCUCGGUCACGGCCGCGUAAUCGUGCCACUCCGGCAAAUCCCGGCGGCCAUCGUUUCGCCAGCAAUAUCCACUUGCUCGACGUCGAUGCAUGCGCCUCAUUGCAUGCAUCUCAUGAUGCAGACCGCGUCCUGGGCUCGGCACGCCACAAGCCGCUGAGAUCUCGGCCGCGGGCAGCAUCGACCAACUCGCAGCAGAUGCGUUUUGCAUCUUCUGAAAAAAAUUAUAGCGCUGGCGACGCCGCGGGUGACUACUGCUCACUGAGCAGGCUGCCCGACGACGGGCGCAGCAUGAAUCCUUGGGAUACGUCUUAG
Messenger RNA from Phytophthora sojae, 402 nucleotides. RefSeq lists its product as hypothetical. The record is from RefSeq and is a predicted model, not a curated record. Bases 1 to 402 code for a protein of 133 amino acids. The transcript has a single exon. NCBI's taxonomy places the organism in Eukaryota, Oomycota, Peronosporomycetes, Peronosporales, Peronosporaceae.